Thrips palmi is the source of this 2655-nucleotide messenger RNA. RefSeq lists its product as uncharacterized. NCBI's taxonomy places the organism in Eukaryota, Metazoa, Arthropoda, Insecta, Thysanoptera, Thripidae. The transcript has 13 exons. Gene Ontology annotation, molecular function: cysteine-type endopeptidase activity. The record is from RefSeq and is a predicted model, not a curated record. The coding region runs from base 538 to 2319 and encodes 593 amino acids. Gene Ontology annotation, biological process: proteolysis.
CCCAGCUGAUAAGCCUGGACAAAGGACGUCAAACAAAGAACCACCUGUGGCCAGUCAGUAAAUGUGUAUUCCUGAAUUCUGAAUUAAUCAGAGAAGAAAUUAUAUCGAACUAGUGACGUCUCAGGGCGUUAGGCCCGGGAGGAGGGGAGUGCGGCUGUGUGGUAAGUCAGAAGAAGGCUGAAGACUGAAGUGUUUUAACCUACCUCGGAGCCGGCGGCCCUGCCAAGUGACAGCUGAUUUGUACAUUUUUAGCGCACCCACUGUUGGAACGACGCAGGAGCCUCGACUGGAUGCCUCACGCAGAAAACCUUAAGAAUUAUGAAUUCUGAGCUUAUGCAAGGCCUGAAACAGUUUGCAAGGUUUUGAGAUUGCUGAUAGCUGACCGUCACUGAUAUAUGAUCGCUACACAAGCAUUCCCAUUCCAAGCAGUUUCAGGAUCGUCUCCCAAAAACGUUAAGGAACGAAGGCAAAAUCUGCCAACGAUACGAUUGAUGGUCAGUCUUACAUUGCCGUAUCACUAUAUUUAAGCAGUCUAAAAUGUCAUUUGACCCGGAGUCCAAGAAAUAUAAGAUGUGUUACUCUCGGCGUGGCAAAGCCGUUAUAUUCAACCACGACUCCUCUAAAAAUCCUCGCCCUGGAUCUAGCGUUGAUGUAAAAAAAUUAGUUAACACUUAUGAAAGCCUGGGAUUUCAGACAAAAGUGCACAAAAACCUAAAAUUUCAGAAUAUAAAAUCCAAAAUAAAAAAAUUAAGUAGAGAAGACUUCUCUGACGCCGAUUGUUUGUGCAUCACGGUGCUGACUCAUGGAUUGAGCAGAAAUUACGUAGAAGCUUCGGAUGUUGCGUACAAAGUUCAUGAACUUUGGACUCCUUUUACUGACGACAAAUGCAAGAGCCUGGCAGGAAAGCCCAAGCUCUUCAUCAUCCAGGCUUGUAGAGGUGACAAGAGGGACUGUGGGACCAUCUUAAAUAAUGAAGGCGGUACAGAAACUGACAAUGGGGAAUCCUACACAAUUCCGAGUCAUGCUGACUUUCUUUUAGCCUACAGCUCUGUUGAAGGCACAGUCUCCUUCCGGAACAAGGAAUCAGGGUCGUGGUUCAUACAGAUGCUGUGUGAUGAAUUACAAAAGAAUGCAGCCAAAAUGGAUUUUUUAAAGCUGCUGACUACUGUUUCCCGCAAAGUGGCUCUUGAUUUUGAGACUGAAAAUGAAUACAAUCCAAGCUGCCACAAAAAUAAGCAGGUUCCCUCUGUGGUCUCUACUUUGAUCAGAGACAUUCACUUUACCUCGGCCGGUGACAAGAGCUCCGGAAACCAGAACCAAAUUGACGCCAUCCAGGACAUGGCAGGAAAGUGCGAACUUAGUGCGGACGGACUUCAAGACAGGAACUCUGACAGGCUUGCUCCCAACACGCCCGGAACGCCCAUCCUGGAGGAGAAAGGAUGUACUAGUUAUAAUAGUAUGGCAGCGUGCUAUCCGAUGCACUCCCAAAAAUCUGUGGCGUCGGUUUCAUCUAAUGCGAACGAUAUGACCGAUAUGCCCAAUCCUUACAAUCCAUUGAAAGACCAUGUAGGGACUUCGCAUGCCAAGAUGCCAGUUGGCAAGGAGUCAAAGGAAUAUAACAUGAGUCAGCACGGUAUAGCUGUUGUAUUCAACAAUGGAACUAAUGAUCCUCUCUCUGGUUCUAAGUAUGAUGAAAAUAAGCUAAUUCAAACGUAUGAAAACCUUGGGUUGAAGACAGAAUUGCACAACAACGUUACAAUGGCUGACAUCCAAUCCAAAAUAGAAAAUUUAAGUAAAGAAAACUUCGACGACGCCGCUUGUUUGUGUGUGACGGUGCUUUUUUAUGAUGCCAACAGCGAAACAAUGCGUGCCCUUGAAAAUUUGUGGACACAUUUUACUGCGGACCGCUGCAAGACUCUUGCAGGAAAGCCGAAGAUAUUCAUCAUCCAGGCUCGCAGAGGUAAACAUGUCGACUCUGGGGUCGAUAAUGUACGAAGUACAUGCUCAGAAACGGAUGGCAGGAAAAUGUACAGGAUACCUAACCAUGCUGACUUUCUUUUGGUGUACAGUACUGCAAAAGACUGCGUGGCGUGGCGUGAUUCUGAAAAAGGUUCAUGGUUUAUCCAAUCUCUAUGUGAUGAAUUACAAUCAAAUGCAUCCGAAUUAGAUCUUUUAAAGCUCUUAACUAAUGUUUCCCGAAAAGUUGCUCUUCAUCAUCAGUCGUCCGAUGAUCAAAUGUCACGGCGCAAUGAGCAGAAACAGGUACCCUGUGUUGUGUCAAUGUUGAUAAGAGAUGUGUACCUACGCCCUAAAACUUAAGCUGAAACAUGAUUGGAGAGCAAAAUGAACUUCUUUCUUCGACGGUUUGAAGCUCUCUUAGCUUAGGUUAAAUCCCAGUUCUUUUAGUUCUUAAGUAAAAUGUUACAAUAGUUAAAAUUUGUUAGGUUAGGUUUUUCUGCUCAAAACGUCCCUUCAUCAGGGCUUCUUUUUCUUGGGACUGAAAAAAAAAACAGUAUAGUCCAAAGAAUAUGUAAAGCUUGUGGCUAAUUAAAGGGGAAUUAAAAAUCAAGCCCCACCUGACCACCAAGGGAAGUUUCUAACGGCUAUUUCCAGCCCUGAAGAGCUCCACUUAGUGGUUGGGCCCAAGAACCCAUA